AUGUGUGACUUCACAGAGGAUCAGAUUUCUGAGUUCAAGGAGGCCUUCCAGCUCUUUGACCGCACAGGGGAUGGAAAGAUCUUAUACAGCCAGUGUGGGGAUAUGAUGUGGGCCCUGGGCCAGAACUCCACCAAUGCUAAGGUGCUCAAGGUCUUAAGAAAUCCCAAGAGUGAUGAGAUGAAUGUGAAGGUGCUGGACUUUGAAUACUUUCUGUCAAUGUUGCAGACUAUAGCAAAGAAUAAGGACCAGGGCAUAUAUGAAGACUAUGUAGAGGGCAUGUGGGUGUUUGAUAAGGAAGGGAAUGGCACAGUUAUGAGGGCUGAAAUACAGCACGUGCUUAUCACUCUAGGUAAGAAGAUGUCAGAGGAAGAGUGGAAGUGUUUGUGGCAGGGCAUGAGUACAGCAACGGUUGAAGAGCUAGUUCAGACAGUGCUGAACAGCUGA
Messenger RNA from Dromiciops gliroides (monito del monte), 444 nucleotides. Its product is annotated as myosin light polypeptide 6-like. NCBI's taxonomy places the organism in Eukaryota, Metazoa, Chordata, Mammalia, Microbiotheria, Microbiotheriidae. The transcript has a single exon. Gene Ontology annotation, molecular function: calcium ion binding; structural constituent of muscle. Gene Ontology annotation, cellular component: myosin II complex. The record is from RefSeq and is a predicted model, not a curated record. The coding region runs from base 1 to 444 and encodes 147 amino acids.